Molecule: messenger RNA, 282 nt
Organism: Trichosporon asahii var. asahii CBS 2479
Lineage: Eukaryota; Fungi; Basidiomycota; Tremellomycetes; Trichosporonales; Trichosporonaceae
Exons: 1
Coding region: 1-282 (93 amino acids)
Source: RefSeq, a predicted model, not a curated record
AUGUGCGAGCCUUCUCGCGAGCUUUGCCAAGCUGUGCGCCAUGUUUCUGCCAUCGCCCGUCCUCGCUUCUCCAAGGUCGUUCUCGGACUAGUGACGCUCUCCGCAUGCUCGCCACCCGCCGAUCCGAUCUCGCCAGCGCGCGAAGUCCUCGCGUACCUUUUGUGCUCGUACGCUACCACGCUCAACGGGUCCCUCGUGUACAACCUUCUGGUUGACCUGGCCCCAAAGCAUGGAGGGGGCGAACAUCUGUUCUGGGACGAGGUCUACGCUGCGCUCGGCUAG